This is a messenger RNA of Trypanosoma cruzi, 498 nucleotides long. RefSeq lists its product as uncharacterized. The coding region runs from base 1 to 498 and encodes 165 amino acids. Lineage: Eukaryota; Euglenozoa; Kinetoplastea; Trypanosomatida; Trypanosomatidae. The record is from RefSeq and is a predicted model, not a curated record. The transcript has a single exon.
AUGUCGGAGGAAAAUGGAAACGUCUUGGAAGCGUUUAAAAAAGAGCACUGCGCCCUGCUUGCGCUUCUGGCACAUGCGGCGAGACAAGCUGUGGAUACAAGGACUGGAGAGUCUGUGUUCGAAGACCUCUGUUCCGCGGAGCCCUCGCUAAAAGACAUUUACCCUGAGGUGAAUUUACUGUACAACAUUCAUCAAGUACGUCGUGCUCUCCGCGAUCGACAAGAGCGCUCAUCAGAGUCUGUGACACCUUUAUGCGACGCGGUUAGCGCUGCAUUAAGGAAUUUGUAUGGCGCCCUUCCUGACCCGUUGUUUCUCGUCGUUGCCGAGGCGGAGGGAAUACUGCGGAAACGACACUCCUCAUCUCGUGCUCUAGAACCGUACAUUCUAGACCUGGUGGAAAGCAUUCAGUUGGUGCUGUUGCAGGAGACAAACUCAUUGCAGCGUCGUGGGGCCUCAAUAACUUUGCGGCUGAGAGAUGUGCCGCCGUUUGUUUUGUGA